Gorilla gorilla gorilla (western lowland gorilla) is the source of this 4728-nucleotide messenger RNA. It is a transcript of the gene CMIP, whose product is annotated as c-Maf inducing protein. The record is from RefSeq and is a predicted model, not a curated record. Gene Ontology annotation, cellular component: cytosol; nucleoplasm. The coding region runs from base 455 to 2776 and encodes 773 amino acids. NCBI's taxonomy places the organism in Eukaryota, Metazoa, Chordata, Mammalia, Primates, Hominidae. The transcript has 21 exons.
GGCCCGCCCCGCCCGCGGCCACUCUCGCCCGGACGGCCGCGCGGACACACGCUCUGUACACACGCGCGCGGCGGCGCGGGGCCCCGAGACACGCCCGCCCCCACCUCGCCGCCCUCACCCCGGCGCCCGCCCUCCGCGCCUGGCCCCGGCCCGCCCUCGGCCUCCCCCGCCCCUCCCCGUCGCCCGCCGAGCCCGGUCAGCCGCUGCGAGCAUGCACCCGACGAGCUAGGAGGAAGCCCGGAGCCCCGCAGGAAGCGCCGAGGCCGGCCCAGCCCGCCGCACGCGCCGCCCCCCGCGGGCAGCGCCCCCUCCCCUGCGGGCGCCCCCAGCCCCACACCCCCCCACCUUCCCGGGGGGUGGGGGGGUGCGGGCCGCCGGAUCCGGGGGCCCCGCCGCCCCAGCAGCCCAGGACAGCCCCUUCUCCCCGCCCCCAGCCCCCUCCCCCGGCGCGGCCAUGGAUGUGACCAGCAGCUCGGGCGGCGGCGGCGACCCCCGGCAGAUCGAGGAGACCAAGCCGCUGCUGGGGGGCGACGUGUCGGCCCCCGAAGGCACGAAGAUGGGCGCCGUGCCCUGCCGCCGGGCUCUUCUGCUUUGCAACGGGAUGAGGUACAAACUGCUGCAGGAGGGCGACAUUCAGGUCUGUGUCAUCCGGCACCCGCGGACCUUUCUCAGCAAGAUCCUCACCUCGAAAUUCCUGAGGCGCUGGGAGCCGCACCACCUAACGCUGGCCGACAACAGCCUGGCGUCCGCCACGCCAACUGGGUACAUGGAAAACUCAGUCUCUUACAGCGCGAUUGAAGACGUUCAGCUGCUGUCCUGGGAGAAUGCCCCGAAGUACUGUUUACAGCUCACGAUUCCUGGGGGAACUGUCUUACUGCAGGCUGCCAACAGCUACCUGCGAGACCAGUGGUUCCAUUCUCUGCAGUGGAAGAAAAAGAUUUACAAAUAUAAGAAAGUGCUGAGUAACCCAAGCCGCUGGGAAGUUGUCUUGAAAGAGAUCCGGACCCUGGUGGACAUGGCCCUGACAUCCCCCCUGCAGGAUGACUCCAUCAACCAGGCCCCACUGGAAAUCGUCUCGAAACUGCUCUCAGAGAACACAAACUUGACCACCCAGGAGCAUGAAAACAUCAUUGUGGCAAUCGCUCCUUUGCUGGAAAACAACCACCCACCACCAGAUCUCUGUGAAUUCUUUUGCAAGCACUGCAGAGAGCGGCCCCGGUCCAUGGUGGUCAUCGAGGUGUUCACCCCCGUGGUGCAGCGAAUCCUCAAGCAUAACAUGGACUUUGGGAAGUGCCCGCGACUGAGGCUGUUUACUCAGGAGUACAUCCUUGCCUUGAACGAGCUCAACGCGGGGAUGGAAGUGGUGAAGAAGUUCAUUCAGAGCAUGCACGGCCCCACAGGGCACUGCCCCCACCCCCGGGUUCUGCCCAACCUGGUGGCCGUGUGCCUGGCUGCCAUCUACUCCUGCUAUGAAGAGUUCAUCAACAGCCGCGACAAUUCCCCAAGCCUGAAGGAAAUCCGGAACGGCUGCCAGCAGCCGUGCGACCGGAAGCCCACUUUACCUCUGCGCCUUCUGCACCCCAGCCCGGACCUGGUGUCUCAGGAAGCCACGCUGUCUGAGGCCCGGCUCAAGUCGGUGGUCGUGGCCUCCAGUGAGAUCCACGUGGAGGUGGAACGCACCAGCACUGCCAAGCCGGCGCUGACAGCCAGCGCAGGCAACGACAGCGAGCCCAACCUCAUCGACUGCCUCAUGGUCAGCCCCGCCUGCAGCACCAUGAGCAUCGAGCUGGGCCCCCAGGCCGACCGCACGCUCGGCUGCUACGUGGAAAUCCUCAAGCUGCUGUCAGACUAUGAUGACUGGAGACCGUCUCUGGCCAGUUUGCUUCAACCCAUUCCAUUCCCCAAAGAAGCUCUCGCACAUGAGAAGUUCACCAAGGAACUGAAGUACGUGAUUCAGAGGUUCGCCGAAGACCCCAGGCAAGAGGUCCACUCAUGCCUGCUGAGCGUGCGGGCCGGCAAAGAUGGCUGGUUCCAGCUCUACAGCCCCGGAGGGGUGGCCUGCGACGAUGACGGGGAGCUGUUCGCCAGCAUGGUGCACAUCCUCAUGGGCUCCUGUUACAAGACCAAAAAAUUCCUGCUCUCCCUGGCGGAAAACAAGCUGGGUCCCUGCAUGCUCCUGGCACUGAGGGGGAACCAGACCAUGGUGGAGAUCCUGUGCUUGAUGCUGGAAUACAACAUCAUCGACAACAACGACACCCAACUGCAGAUCAUCUCAACCCUGGAGAGCACAGACGUGGGGAAGCGCAUGUACGAGCAGCUGUGUGACCGGCAGCGGGAGCUGAAGGAGCUGCAAAGGAAAGGCGGGCCCACCAGGCUAACACUGCCCUCCAAGUCCACAGACGCUGACUUGGCUCGUUUGCUGAGCUCCGGCUCCUUCGGAAACCUGGAGAACCUCAGUUUGGCCUUCACCAAUGUAACCAGUGCCUGCGCCGAGCACCUCAUCAAACUGCCUUCGCUCAAGCAGCUGAACCUGUGGUCCACUCAGUUUGGAGACGCCGGCCUUCGGCUCCUGUCGGAACACCUCACCAUGCUCCAGGUGCUGAACCUGUGCGAGACUCCGGUCACAGACGCUGGCCUGCUGGCCCUGAGCUCCAUGAAGAGUCUCUGCAGUUUAAACAUGAACAGCACCAAGCUCUCAGCUGACACCUACGAAGAUCUGAAGGCCAAGCUUCCCAAUUUGAAGGAAGUGGACGUCCGCUACACCGAAGCCUGGUGAAGCUCCCAGCUCAAGGCAGGAAGACGUUUGCAACCGCGACAAAAUAACUCUUGACUAACAGCCACAGAGCAGCCGGUCCUGGGGUCCCACCCUGGUGCCCUGGCUGUGAGAUAGAUGGGGAGUCUUUCUGGGGGCGGAGGGGGGAGGGGGUGGGGAGGGGGCCCACAAGCACGCCCAGCCCCCGCCGAAUUCUUUUAGCUUCGUAAUUGGAACCUUUGACCUGAUCUAAAGUGGACUUUGUAGCAACAAGAGGAGCAUCAGCGGGUCGGGGAGGGGUUUGGGGGUGGGCUGGGGGGUGGGGGACCCUUUGUGGAUUUUCUUUGCCUUUGUGUUUGAUGCCGUCGUGUGGGGAAAGUCAACUCCGAUGCCACCAUUGCGGGCCGGACGAAGGAUGCUUUCUUCCUAGAGGCUCCGAGCUGAGCUGCGAACUCGCCCCCCGCCCUUGGGACAAGAAGACCCAGUCACAUCACUGCACCCGUCCUGUGUCCUCACCAUUGCUAUGCAAAGUGAUUCUUGUUGUACAUAAGAUUUAAAUAAUGCACCUAUUUAAGACAUGUUGACAAAUUGCGGGUCUGGGACCCGCCUCUUAUUUAUGAAGUCUUUGACCGUCCCCCCCCCCCACCCCACCGCCCUCCCGCCCCCCCUGGCGUGUAGUACUGUAUAAACCAGUCAGCUGUCGGGUUAGUGGUAGUAUUAUUGUUAUUUUUUUAAAGGAAACAAACAGACAACAAAAAGAAAAAAAAAAAAGAACCUCCUUGGAAAAAUUAAUUGCUUUUUCGUAAUGGAUUCUCUAUGCUAAUGCUCUCUCGUCUGUCUGUCUGUCUGCCCACCUCCCCCACCCACCACUGUGCGUUUCUGAUUUCCAAAUGUCUCCAACUCCCUCACGAGGUGGGGCUCAGGCUGGAGGAGGAGGGAUUAAGAUCCCCUUGCUCCACUAAGGCCCAAGCUCUUUCUCUCGGCACCUUUUAGACUUGAAUGGGAGGCUGCUAACCCGCCCUCUCCAGUCCACCCCGGUAAAAGAGCUGUUCCCCACCCCCAGGGAGCUCCUGUCCCUGUCAGCCUUUGCUGUCCCCUGUCCCCAACGGAGACUCUGUCACCCAUGGGCUCCCCCUGCCAUCGUGUGCUUCACGUGGCCCCAUGCAUGCCCGCCUCUCUGCAUGGUCUCUUGGGAAAAGAGAGAUGUGUCGCCUCCGCCAGUCCGACUGCCCUCCCCACCCCACCCCCGCCACCCCCCACAUGUCACCACUGCAACGAAGACGCUCCUUCUGUCCCCACCUGCUCCGAAGACAAACCAACCUCCGUUUCUUUUAUAAACAGUCGGCUUUUUCUUAACAAGCCCUCACUGUACAGAACAGCCCGUUGAUGGUUUAUUUGGGGUCCCCCUCUCCCCCCAGCCCUUUUUUCUGUUGGUUUAGCACAAAUACUUCCCUCCUCCGGCACCUCCAAACCUCCCCCACAGUCAGUGUACUUGUUUUAUAUAUAUUUAAUCUUAUUCAGUGGAAACCAUGCUUUUGUCGUUUUAUACUUUGCUAGGUAGACUUCAUUACCCCCCACUGUGCCCCUCAUUUUUUUAAAAAAGGAAAAAAAAAAGAAACUGGGUUCCAGUCUUAAUUCAUUUUCCGUGCCAGGUUUUAUUUCGUGUGUGUGUGAGUGUGUUCUGUUUUGUGUUUUGUUUUUUGUUGUUGUUUUUAGUUGUUUGGUUUUCUUUUCUUUCCCCCCUCCGGUCCCAUACUUCACAGCACUCUGGUGCGGGAAGAAGCAGAAGCAAAAAAAAUAAAAAUUAAAAAAAUAAAAAAAAUUAAAAAGGAAAAAAAAAAAAAGAAGAAACAAGACAUGCCACCUUUCCCCUCGCACUGUUGCUUUUCCUGAUGGUUAAUACUACUGUCACGUAGCUGUGUACAAAGAGAUGUGAAAUACUUUCAGGCAAAAAUAAACUGUAAGUGACUCAUCAA